UUCCUUAACCCUUUCAUCCCGCCAAAAUUAUACAGAGGUUGUAAGUAGGGUACACAAUACAGAGCGUCAUUUCAGUUAAUUUAUAUCAUAUUGAUAACAAAUAAUUAUUCCGAUAUGUUUUUAAUUGAAUGUAAGGCAGAUAAUUCUUUAACAUUAGUUGAAGAUCAUGAUGUGAUAUACAAUGAGAACACAAAAGUAAGAGAUGGUGAUCUUGUCGUAUUUUAUGUUGGGAAAAAAACUUUUCAAGGUUAUGUUAGAGAAUACGGAGAUGAUGAAAAAUCAUUAAAAACUAAACAAAAGCAACUCCUUAAAGAGUAUAAAAAAAAUCAGAGCAAACCGAGUAAAGUAGUUACACCUGUGACAUCUCCUGUUAAGACUCGACGAAAAUUAAAAAAAGAAUCUCCUAUAAAAGAGACUAAAGAAAUAGAAAAGGCUAAAAAGAAUAAAAAAAAAGAAGAGAAGGUCACAUUAAAAUUAAGCCAUGUCGAAACUCAAAAAGAGGUCGCUAAUUUAAUAAAGAAAAGUAGAGCCAAUGUUUUGUCUAGCUGUGAGUCAUCAGAUGAAGAAGAACGUAGUCCAACCAAAGAUGAGCUUAAAGCGGAAUUAAAACGCUUUCGUGCUGCUCAUAGAGGCUAUAAUUCAUUACAAUUAGCUAGUAAUGCACAAUCAACCCAGCAAAAUGAAGAUGUAAAAGUAAUUUCAUCAGACGAUGAGAAAAAAACUGAAGAAGUGAAUGAAUUACCCGCAAAAAAAAUGAAAUUAAAUGAGAACAAUGAUGAGAACAAUGAUGGUGAAAAGUCGGUCCCAAGUCAAUUAUUCGGAAAAGAUCAUUUGACACCAAUGACUCAGCUUGGAAACUCCGGAAUUUAUUGUAUUACUAAUAUUUACGACUAUGCAUUGAGUGGCAAGCAAGUGACACAUAUCGCUCGUCGUUUAAUUGAUGGUGUAUUUACUAAGAAAGCUAUCGCUAGUUGUACUUUUACAGGCCAGGCUCCCAGAGCGCAAGGAAAAGAACGGCAAAUAAUUCCUGUUUCAGCACUGGACGAUGCUGCUAAAAACGCUAUUAUAGAUUUCGCUAUUCAGAAAGGAGAAUCAAGGCAGAUCAAAAUUCCAGAUAGGAACGUUAUUGUAGCUCAAAUGUCUCAGAGAUUGGGUGAAAUAAAGCGUGAAAUCUCAUCGAAGGCUGCACCUGCACCACCUUUGCCUGAUCCGGCGAGCCAUGAAUAAUUUUCAUAAUUAUUUGUGUUUACGCGAGAACAAGUUCAUCUUUUAUUAUUUUUAUUAAUAUGUUUUAUGUUUAAGAAUUUUUUUGAUUGGAUACUGACUCAAAGAUUUUGUACUGGACAAAUUUGUUUAUGCGUAAACAAUUUUUUAAUUUUAUUUUCUUUAGUUAUACGUUUUACGUUUCAAAAGUUUGUAGAUUGAGCAGUGACUCAAAAAUCUCGCAGGAGUUAAAUUUGUUGACGUGUAAACAAAUUAAGUUUUUAUUAUUUUCAUUAAUACAAUUUAAGUUUGGGAAUUUUUAAUAUAAAAGUGUGUUUAAAAAUGUUAUCUCAAGCGAGAAUGAGAAUAAAAGACAUAUCUAUUAACAGUAAUCAUCUUUUCUAUUCCAUAAUAGCAUCUGGAUCUUAUACAUAAACAUUUAAAAUUUAUCUAGGAUAUAAUAAUAAAAAAAAUUGCAACUGAAAGAUCUAGGUAGAGAUCUGUUUGAAUCUAUCUGUUCAGAUCUAGUUAUAUCUGGCCAUGUCUUGCCAGAUAAAAACAAUUUAGAAAUCUAACCAGAUCUGGUGAGAUCUAAUAAGAUU
Microplitis mediator is the source of this 1805-nucleotide messenger RNA. RefSeq lists its product as uncharacterized. The transcript is spliced from 5 exons. The record is from RefSeq and is a predicted model, not a curated record. NCBI's taxonomy places the organism in Eukaryota, Metazoa, Arthropoda, Insecta, Hymenoptera, Braconidae. Bases 115 to 1227 code for a protein of 370 amino acids. Gene Ontology annotation, molecular function: DNA binding.